AUGCGUGUGGGAAAAAAAUUAAAUAUUUCGGAGACAAAGAAGACUCGCGCCUGCGUAGUACGUUUGGAAAAGCUAUCACAUAACUCAUUAUCCCCGACACCAUCACCGCCAAUACGAAGAACACAAUCUACUUCGGCUCAAAAGACUCAACAGCACUACCAAGAUCAUCAAAAAGGUGGAGGAAAUUCGAACGCCCGUCAGUCACAUUCUAGUGCCGCGGGUGGUGUUAUGGGAGUUACUCCCAAACAUCUGGCUGCAUCAAGUCAGUCUAGGGGGCCUAUUAAAAAGAGGCCAGUUGGGGACAACAACAGCAAUAGCCCAAGAAUAGCGCAGCAAAGGCCGCAAGCAUCAACUAUGUCAGCCAUGCGAUCAAACCAGAAAGCAAAGGUUGUAUCGCGCGCUUCUAAGGCUUCUACGCCAGCUAGAGAGGAAACGCCAACGCCAACUAUUGCCUCUGGAAGAUCAAGAAGGGCAAUUAAACCUAACCCAAAAUAUGCCAGUGAGGAUAUGGUAACCCCAAGGAUGGUACGCAAUGUAGGAGGAGCCGCUUCUUCUGCGAAAUCAUCAAUGGGCGCUGAUGGAAAACGUCGAAAAAAUUCAACUUCCUCAGAUGAUUUCUACAAUCGUAACUCGGAAGACGAAUUAAUCGACGAUGAUUCACAGAAUUAUGACACAAAAGGCGACAAAGCCUACAAACUAGAUGAGAAGGAUGAGGCUUUGGACUCGGAUAUAUCAGAAAUUGAAGAAGAGAUAUCAAAGCGCGCGCAUAAAGGAAGACCUAAGUCCCGUAAUGUGCCUGCAACACCAAGCGCUACAACCGCUUCAAUGGUAAGAACGGCACCCACACACUUACAACAGCUUCGGCGUUCACUUCAGUCUGCAAAUGCCCAACGCAAUCAAAAUUUCUUAGCUGGCAGCGGUAGCUCUAUGGCACAAAAACGUAAGUUAGAUGAUGCUAAUGAUAGUGACAGCGACGGCUCGUACACAGUGGCACGUAAGCAAAUGUUGGUUACCACUUCCACGGGAGUCAAAGUACGAAUGCCCAUCAAGGAGAAUUCUUCAAUGGUUACAAAUCAAGCGAAUCGCCUUCAGCGCCCUUUACCAGUUCAAAAAACCAACACAAGUAGCGAGGGAAAACCACCAGUAAACGGAGGAAAUAAAAAUAUGCCACAGCCUCAAUUUUUAGCAAAGAGAAGAAUAAUCGACUCAAGUAAAAUUUCCCAGCAUGAUAAUACUCCAUCUAAAUUGGCCGCAAAAACAGUACCAAGUAGACAAAUUCAGCAGACCCCCGGUGGUAACAAUAAAACGCCAAUGUCUAACAAGUCUUUUGCACAAUCAACACACGCACCAGUGGGUGCACAGAAAACAUUGAUGGGAUCGUCGAAUGCUACGAGCGUUCCCAACAGGAUGCGAACAAGCUCUCCAAAGCCCGUAGUUAGGAAGGAAAGUUCAAAUAGUACUUCAAAACUGUUAACGUCCUCUACAGCAACCAGUUCUCCUCCAUCCGCGCCUACACAGCAACAAAAACAACAACAAAGUAAGUUGCAAACUCUGCCCAUAAAACCAAUCGAUAAGCUUAAAUCUGCAUUGGCUUCAACAAUUAUUCCUGCAAGUGGCAGCAGUACGCAGAAUUCUAAAAUAGCCACGAACUCUAAAACAAUUUCAUCGAAUUCUCAAGCGAAUAGCCAAACAACCACAAAGGCCUCGCCGAUAGCAACAACAGCUGAAGUUAUAUCGUUGAAUGAUGAGUCUCCGAAUUCCACAAUGGAUGACUUUGAGACAAUGCCUACAUUCACUAUUGUAAACGUAAAUGAUAUCAUUAACAAAAAAGGCGAUGUACUGAUAACAAAGUCGAAGGCUGGCUCUGCAAGCUUAAGUAAACCGGGAGUUAUAGAAUUCUCCGAUAGUAUUAUUCUAGAUGAUGACGAGAAUGAUGAUGGCGAUGAUGAAGAUGAGGAUCGCCAUGAUGCCAAAAAAGCGAAAGGCAAAAGCAAUAAACGCGAUGUUCUCCCAACGAAAGUAAACAAACUACCCACUAUGAAGAACAGCCAAGUGGUCGACGGUGAGAAAAAGAAAUUGCCCACAGCUCGCAAUACAAGUAGUGAGAAUGUAAGAAAACAGCAACAAUCAACUACAACUGUCCUUACAAACAAUUUACUGACUAUGUCAUCCUCUUCGGCUAACAAGCCAAAAAUACUUAAUCAUAAACUAGGUCUACGAAAUAAUCCUCGAGUUGCAGCAAAAACCAGUACACCGGUAUCUUCAAUUCCAGAUAAACCGGCACCGCGUAUACUAAAUUCUGUAGUGGGUAAAAAGACUCAGCCUGUAAAACCCAUGAUUACCAAUUUAGAUGAUUCUGCUGAGGAAAGUUUCCCUUUGUCACUGGACGAAGAGGAGACCGAAGAUGAGGCAGAGAGCAAAUCCUUUGAGCAGAGCAAAUCCGAAAGAAAUGCAAAACUAUCCCUUCCAUUGGACACAGCAGAGGAUACGGAUUCGGAAGUUUCUGCGCCUGAGGAUAAGAAAAAAUUCAAAGUGUUGCUUCCAAAAAAUAGUUCGAAGGCAAAAACAGAUACUUCACCAGCAUCCACAUCACCAAUUCAAAGGAAAAAACGCCUGCCUAAUACUCGAAGCUCACCCAUAAUGGUUACAAAUAAUAAAAAGCGACUUUUUACGCCGGCUGCCGCCAAAGAAAAUUCUUUGGCAGCCACGAACCAACAAGUGGGAGAUGCUAAGUCACCAACAGAUCUCACGCCUACAAUACGCAAACCGCCUGCCGAAAAAGUUGUCAUAUCAAAACAAGGCGACAAAAUAAUUAAAAAAAUUACCUGUUUUGAGACAUGGUAUGUCAUCAACAUGCCAUUGGAACCCAAGAGGCAGACUCCCCUUGUGAAAAAUCAAUUAGAUAUGCCGUUAAUAAAUUUAGCAAACAGUGCUAAAGCAAUACACCUUCCAUCCGACCUAUGGAGCUGCAAGGUGACACUUUAUGAGUUGUCCGCUUCUACACUGGCAAAAAGUACGUUUGUCACCUACACCGGAAACUUGGAGGAGUACAAUAUAAGUGAAGAGGAUCGCGGUAAAUAUCAACCAUCUUGCGUUAUGUUCAGACGGUCCAUACAAAAUCGCCAACAAUCACGAAUGCCUUAUGAUCGCGCAGUAAUAUUCAAAAAUAAGACCUUCUCCACCAACAUCGAUGGUAAAAACAUUCGGUUGGUGGGUGCACCCAGCAUUAUAAAUAGCGAAAAGGACAUAGAAAUUCUAUUGGAUGUUGUAGAUGGAUUAACGUUGCAAAGCGAUUUUGUAGAAUAUGCAACAAUAAUUCAGUAAUGUCAAUAGGUCCAUAACAAUCAUGUAUUCAUAACAUAACAACCCAACCCCCAUUCACUCACUCGCUUACUCGUGUACAAAGAUGAAUAGUAUUCAUGGCAAUUGCAAUUCACCAA
This is a messenger RNA of Stomoxys calcitrans (stable fly), 3440 nucleotides long. RefSeq lists its product as uncharacterized. Lineage: Eukaryota; Metazoa; Arthropoda; Insecta; Diptera; Muscidae. The coding region runs from base 1 to 3324 and encodes 1107 amino acids. The record is from RefSeq and is a predicted model, not a curated record. The transcript is spliced from 2 exons.